This is a messenger RNA of Mucor velutinosus, 1488 nucleotides long. Its product is annotated as ATP-binding cassette transporter snq2. The transcript has 6 exons. Gene Ontology annotation, molecular function: aldehyde dehydrogenase (NAD+) activity. Lineage: Eukaryota; Fungi; Mucoromycota; Mucoromycetes; Mucorales; Mucoraceae. The record is from RefSeq and is a predicted model, not a curated record. The coding region runs from base 1 to 1488 and encodes 495 amino acids.
AUGACUCAAAAAGAUAUUCAAACUGUAAAGACUUCCAACGGUCAAGAAAUCAAGGUCCACACUUAUCUCUUUAUCAACAACGAGUUUGUUCCUGGCCAUGGUCCUUUGAUUGAAACCAUCAACCCUGCUACUGAAGAAGUCAUCUGCUCCGUACACUCUGCUGAUGAAUCUGAUGUCGAUGCUGCUGUGAACGCAGCCAAAGAGUGUUUCAAGAAUGUAUGGCGUAAAACUGCCCCUGCUGAACGUGGUCGUUUGAUCAACAAGCUUGCUGAUUUGAUGGAGCGUGAUAAAGAUGAGAUUGCUACUUUGGAUGCUCUUGAUAACGGUAAGGCUUUCACUAUUGCUCGCGAUGUCGAUGUGACAGACUCCAUUGGCUGUUUCCGUUAUUUCGCUGGUUGGGCUGAUAAGAUUCAUGGCAAGACUAUUGAUACGACUUUUGACAAGCUGUGUUAUACUCGUCAUGAACCCCUUGGUGUUGUUGGUGCUGUUGUCCCAUGGAACUACCCUACCAUGAUGCCCGUAUGGAAGCUGGCUCCUGCCUUGGGCACUGGUAACUGCAUUGUGUUAAAGACAUCUGAAAUCACGCCAUUGUCAUUGUACAAGUUUGCUGACCUUGUCAAGGAAGCUGGAUUCCCUCCUGGUGUUGUUAACAUCAUCACUGGUUAUGGACAUACUACUGGCAGCUACCUCAGUAGUCAUCCCGGUGUCAGCAAGAUGGCUUUCACUGGUUCUACUGUCACUGGUCGCAAGAUUUUGGAGAGCAGUGCCAGCAGCAACCUCAAAAAGCUCCAACUCGAAUUAGGUGGUAAGAGUGCACAAAUUGUCUGCGCUGAUGCCGAUUUAGCCAAUGCCGCAGUUCAAGCUCAUGGUGGUAUCUUCAACAACCACGGCCAAAGCUGCAAUGCUGGCUCUCGUAUUCUCGUGCAAGAGGAUGUAUUUGAUAAAUUCAUGGAGCUCUUCAUUGCUGAAACCAAAAAGAUCAAGAUUGGAGAUCCCUUUGAUGAAGAAACCUUCCAGGGCCCUCAAAUCAACAAGAGUCAAUUCGACAAGAUUCUCAACUACAUCAAGAUUGGUCAAGAGGAGGGUGCCAAGUUGGCUCUUGGUGGUAAGCGUUGGGGUGAGAAGGGUUACUACAUUGAGCCUACCAUCUUCACACACUGCAAGAACAACAUGCGUAUCAUGCAAGAGGAGAUCUUUGGUCCUGUGGUAGCCAUUGCUACUUUCAAGACUAUUGAGGAAGCUAUUGAGAUUGCCAAUGACUCUGAUUACGGUUUGGCUGGUGGUGUAUAUACCUCCAACUUGGAUACUGCCAUUACUGUCACCAAUGAGCUCCAGGCUGGUACUGUUUGGGUUAACUGCUUUGAUGUCUUUGAUCAAUCCACUCCAUUUGGUGGUUAUAAGCAAUCUGGCUUCGGCAAGGAGCUUGGAAAGUAUGCUCUUCAAGAGUACACUCAAGUCAAGGUUGUCAAGAUUCAAAGAAGCUUAUAA